Molecule: messenger RNA, 195 nt
Organism: Ilex paraguariensis (yerba mate)
Lineage: Eukaryota; Viridiplantae; Streptophyta; Magnoliopsida; Aquifoliales; Aquifoliaceae
Source: the annotation of a GenBank genome assembly
AUGUCUUUAUUGCAAGAUGUCCUGGAAGCACAUUAUAGAUGGAUUCGGAUGAAAAGGGGCUCGUCCACGCCUUAUAAUCCCAAGCUCCCUCUAGAUACCAGGUCCAGGAAGGCUUCUAGGACCGAGGAGGUGGAUGCUACUAGGAGAGGGAUGAUGGAGCUUCCUUCUGAGGAUCAAAACCAAGAGCCUCUGUGA